This is a messenger RNA of Helobdella robusta, 1071 nucleotides long. RefSeq lists its product as hypothetical. Bases 1 to 1071 code for a protein of 356 amino acids. The record is from RefSeq and is a predicted model, not a curated record. The transcript has 7 exons. NCBI's taxonomy places the organism in Eukaryota, Metazoa, Annelida, Clitellata, Rhynchobdellida, Glossiphoniidae.
AUGGGUCCCACAAGUCCAGUAUCUCCAGUAAAGCCCGUUCCUCCAGUUGCACCUGUCACACCAAUGAACCCCGUACUGCCCGGAUCUCCGGUUCGACCAAGCUGCCCGGUGGAUCCUGGUACUCCGGUUUUACCAGUUGAUCCUAUUGGUGGACCAAGCGAGCCUGUAAAACCCAACCUACCUGUGGGUCCUUUGUCACCCGUAGCGCCAGUAGAUCCUGUGGAACCAGUAAAUCCCAGCGAUCCUGCGGCACCAGGAUUUCCUGCGUUACCGGGGGAGCCGGGCCCACCUUGCGCUCCCUGCAUCCCAGUUGGGCCAGGAGAUCCACUACUUCCAGUAAAACCCUUGGAUCCUGGAGCACCCACGGGGCCACUUGGUCCAGUUCUUCCCGUGUUACCAGCAUCUCCAGGCUGUCCAGAGAAGCCAGUGUCCCCAGUGGCUCCUGUCGAACCCCCUGUUGGACCUACCGGACCUAUCACUCCAGUGGGACCUUUCUGGCCAGUACUUCCUGUGGCUCCCGUCAAUCCAGUUACUCCAAUCUGUCCUGAUGGUCCAGGAUUUCCGGGAAAACCCGAAGAACCGGAGGCACCAAUGGUUUGUCCAGUAAACCCUGGUUGUCCAGCUGGGCCGGUUGCACCUUUCAAUCCAGUUGCUCCCGUAAAACCCGGUAACCCAGUAAAUCCUGGCAAUCCACUUGCUCCCGUAAAACCAUCUAAUCCUUUAAGCCCUGUGAAACCCGUAAAACCCGUACCCCCUUUAGGUCCUUGUUGUCCAGAUGAACCAAUUGACCCAGAAAAUCCUUGCUCUCCAGUGGAUCCAGUAGCACCUGUCAAACCGGUUGAUCCUGAAAUACCUGUCGCACCAAAGUUAAACGAACCUUGCAGCCCAGUAGAUCCAGUUGGACCCAAAGCUCCAGGUGUACCACCUACACCUUUCAAACCAGGAUUUCCAGGAAAUCCGGGGUUACCUGUUCCUCCAACGGGUCCAGUAGCUCCUGUAAAACCGGUUUGUCCAGAUGAUCCCGUAACACCAGGACUUCCAUUUGGUCCUUGUGUUCCUUGCAUUCCUUGA